AUGGAGCCAAGGGCGGCCCAAGUGCGGAGGAGAGAAAAGCGAGGAAGACAGCAAGAGGACCGCCCCUCCAGAGAAGGGGAGCCCCACUCUGGGGGAAACACAGAGGUGCACAGAGGCCCAGAUUUGGUACAAUGGACCCAACAUAUGCAGGCUGUAAAGACACAGCUGCUGGAGCAAGCACAGGGCCAGCUGAUGCAGCUGCUGGAUCAGGCCAUGUGGGAGGCCAUUCAAGCUUACCCACCGCAAGACAGACCAGUGCCCUCCAUCCCUCCAGACUCCUUGCACAAGACCCGGGAGCCAUCCCUGGGGAAACGAAAAGUUUUCAUCAUCCGCAAGUCCCUGCUUGACGAGCUGAUGGAGGUGCCUCACUUCCGCACCAUCUACCAUAUGUUUGUCGCCGGCCUGUGCGUCUUCAUCGUCAGCACCCUAGCCAUCGACCUCAUUGAUGAGGGCAGGCUGAUGAUGGAGUUUGAUCUACUGACCUUCAGCUUUGGACAGCUGCCCUUGGCUCUGGUGACAUGGGUCCCUAUGUUCCUGUCCACUCUGCUGGUGCCAUACCAGGCCCUGCGGCUGUGGGAGAGGCCCCAGUCUGGAGGGGCCUGGGCCCUGGGGGUGGGCCUGGGCUGCUUGCUGCUGGCUGCCCACGCCGCCAUGCUCGGCAUCCUCCCGGUCCACGUGGCAGUGGACUAUCAGCUCCCGCCAGCCUCCCGCUGUGUCCUAGUCUUUGAGCAGGUCAGGCUCCUGAUGAAAAGCUACUCCUUCCUGAGAGAGACGGUACCAGGGACCCUUUGGGCCAGAGGAGGUGAGGGGAUCCGGGCCCCCAGUUUCUCCAGCUACCUCUAUUUCCUCUUCUGCCCCACACUCAUCUAUAGGGAAACUUACCCCAGGACACCCAACGUCAGGUGGAAUUAUGUGGCCAAGAACUUUGCCCAGGCCCUGGGCUGCGUGCUCUACGCCUGUUUCAUCCUGGGCCGCCUCUGUGUUCCUGUCUUUGCCAACAUGAGCCAGGAGCCCUUCAGCACGCGUGCCCUGGUGCUAUCCAUCAUGCAUGCCACCUUGCCAGGCAUUUUUAUGCUGCUGCUCAUCUUCUUUGCCUUCCUUCACUGUUGGCUCAACGCCUUCGCGGAGAUGCUACGAUUUGGAGACAGAAUGUUCUAUCGGGACUGGUGGAACUCAACAUCCUUCUCCAACUACUACCGCACAUGGAACGUGGUGGUCCAUGACUGGCUCUACAGCUACGUGUAUCAAGAUGGGCUUUGGCUCCUUGGUGGCCGGGCCCGAGGCGCAGCCAUGCUGGGCGUGUUCCUGGUCUCAGCAGUGGUCCAUGAGUACAUCUUCUGCUUCGUCCUGGGAUUCUUCUACCCCGUCAUGCUGUUGCUCUUCCUUGUCUUUGGAGGGCCACUGAACUUCACAAUGCAUGACCGGCGCACGGGCCCAGCGUGGAACGUGCUCAUGUGGACCUUGCUCUUCCUGGGCCAGGGCAUCCAAGUCAGCCUGUACUGCCAGGAGUGGUAUGCACGGCGCCACUGCCCCCAGCCCCAGACAACCUUCUGGGGGCUGGUGACACCUCGAUCUUGGUCCUGCCAUACCUAA
Rangifer tarandus platyrhynchus (Svalbard reindeer) is the source of this 1593-nucleotide messenger RNA. The record is from the annotation of a GenBank genome assembly. Lineage: Eukaryota; Metazoa; Chordata; Mammalia; Artiodactyla; Cervidae.